Molecule: messenger RNA, 1754 nt
Organism: Triticum dicoccoides
Lineage: Eukaryota; Viridiplantae; Streptophyta; Magnoliopsida; Poales; Poaceae
Exons: 6
Coding region: 461-1393 (310 amino acids)
Source: RefSeq, a predicted model, not a curated record
UCAAAUCAUUGACGCUGUAUUAGAGGCAGUCUCAGUCUUCUUCUGGAAGUGACGACAACCAAAAUCAGUCUCAGUCUUCCUCUUCCCCUUAAUUUCCCUUUCCCUUUUCCCAAGAUAUACAGCCUUCUCUUUCUUUUUCUCUUCCUCUUUCUUCCUUCCUUGACAAGUCCCUCCUUGUCUUCUUUUCUGUAGACAACCAAGGAACUCAAUGUAAAGUAAAUCAGAGCAUAAAGAAAACCAAGGAACAAAGUUAUACUACCCUUUUACAGAUUGGCAUGAUACUCCAUAAAUUAUGUAGGCAGACAUUCCUUACUUCAUAUCGUAACAAAUCUUUAUGCUUUAGCAAUGCACCACGCUAAUUAUUCCAUGCCAGGAAGCCUCCCUGCUAUACUCAGAUCCAUUCUCUAAUAGCCAAGCAACCAAAAGUGCCCAGCAACACUAUAUCACACCUCAUUCCUCUAUGCCUUCACAUCUUUCUGCAUUCAAACACCCAAACGCCAUGAACUCUGCCCUCACGCUUGUCUCUUUCCAGUCUCCCUCUUUCAACCUAAAACAACGCCCACUGUCCCAGCGCCAGCAGAUAAGCGUCGAGUGGGGGGAGAGGCAACAAUAUUCGCCAAAGCCCAGACGAGCGAUACCAGGGCCAAAUGCAACGGGGGGACUCAACAAUGCUGACCGCAGAGGUAAUACCUUACCAUCUUCACCCAUGACACAUGUGAUCCAGGAGUUCUGCUCCUCCCUCAAUGACAAGGACAUCGCACGGCUCAUGGAGCUGAUUGACCCUGAUUGCACCGUCAAGCACACUUCAUAUUAUAAACCACUGGACAUCAAGGAUACUAUUGCAUACUUCGCAAGGCUUAUGGAAGCUAUGAGAAAGAAUGUCAAAUUUGCUAUUGAUGAGGUUUGUCAAGGAGUAGAACCCACUGUUGCUGCAGCAAUAUGGCACCUUGAGUGGAACGGUAAGAUCAUCCCAUUUACCAGAGGCUGCAGCUUCUACAUGUGUUCAGCAAAAGGAGAAGCCCUUCUUAUUAGGAAAGUCCACAUCUUCAACGAGUCACCUGUGAAACCAGUAAAUCUGGCAUUGGACAUACUUCUAUUUGUUACCUUUUUGUUCGACCUACUUCCAAAACAAGCUGAAGAUUUUCUACAGAAUCCAGAAGCACUAGUCCAGUCCUGCGUGAAGUUUUACAAAUUCCUCCUGGAGCCUGUUAUCGUGUACCUUCUUGCAUAUUCUAUCCGCUUCUGGUCAUUUGUUGUGAAGCUUUACAAAUUAUACCUGGAGCCUUGUAUCGUGUAUCUUCUAGCAUAUAAUUUCCGCUUCUGGUCAUUUGUGGCACGAAGACUGGAUACGGUGCUCGACGUGUUGUAUAACAUUUUCAAGCAGUUCAUGUAAGGAACUAAUAUAUAUCCCAGAAAAGUCUACGAAGAAUAGUCACCAUGUGGUUGCAAUCAAUUACCGGCAACAUCACGAGUGAAGGAUCAGAGAAGGACCUAUAAGAACCAGCCACACUUCGGCAAAUGUCGAUGGAUCAGAAUCUUCCACAUGAUGUUUAUUUGUUUCCCAACACUUAUCCUAUCCUUGCCCCUGUGAAGAAGAAAUGAACAUCAUUUCACUCUUAUAAAAUUGCUGUUAGUGCAGGGAUGUAUAAAUAUAACCACAAGAUAUUGCUGUAACAAGUACCCAGAAAUACUACUGUCACAUUCUUAUAUUUUCCUGACAGCAUACAUAAAAUUGUCCCCUAGAAAUUCUGCCC